Messenger RNA from Entamoeba invadens IP1, 837 nucleotides. RefSeq lists its product as hypothetical. The transcript has a single exon. NCBI's taxonomy places the organism in Eukaryota, Evosea, Mastigamoebida, Endamoebidae. The coding region runs from base 1 to 837 and encodes 278 amino acids. The record is from RefSeq and is a predicted model, not a curated record.
AUGGGAUCAUCCACUUCAACAUCUGUUCGUACAACACCAAAAUCCACUUUCCAAAGCAUCGACUGCACUACACUUCAACCAUCUGAUGAACUUUACACUAUUGAACCAGAGAAGUAUGAGAUCACAGUCACUCGCAAGAGCAAAACGCCACACUCUUUCCCGAAGUUGCUCAGGUCUUCUUCUGAUGUCACCAUCUUAGAGUCACUCCAUCAAAGCAUUAAAAAGUCAAAAACAAAGGGCAUCACCCCAUUCUCAAAAAUGAAACCCGUCACUCCAAAGUAUAAAAACCCCGCCGAGGAUGUCGACGAGUUCUUUUUUAACAGACAAGAGCAGUUUCUGAAACAAUUGCUUUUCAAAACAAACAAUGAGAGAUUUGAGACGCUGUUUAACAGUCAACUGGCAACGGAGGACGCCAGAGAAUUCAUUAGUAGAGUCGCAGGAUAUCAAAAACUCGUCUUCAUAUUCAUCUCUCAACAAAAUGACGUCUUUGGGUUCUACCACGAAGACGCUAUAGAAACAAAGGCAAACGUCGAACAAAUCAAUUCGUCGUCAAAAAGAUUCUUCUUGUUUGGGAUGAAAAAUCAGUGGGACGAGGCGCGCUUUUAUGACCGCAAAAGUCUCGGUGCAGAAAAGUCCGUUUCGAUCUAUGCAAACAACAAAAAGAUGUUUAUCUCGUGCUUCUCGGCCUUUUGGAUCGAACACAAUGGCGAUGUCAAUUUUAACGUCUGUCUGAAGAAUUAUUAUAAUGUACCAGCCAAUCUGUCUAAUCCAUUAACGGGAAGAACUACCGGAGAGAAAGUUAUCUGUGAUAGAAUAUUAGUUCUUCGAGCCUUAUAA